AUGGGCGACGACGACAAUGUUUACGAGACAGAUGCAAGUGUCAACAUGUAUCUAGGAUUGCAUUACCCAUCAUCAGGGGAGAAAGAAGGGGUAUCGGCGAUUCUGCCACACACCAACGCUCCCACCUCCGCCCUACGAUUUCCACAACGAGUUGGAGGUCUCUUGCAAUCAUUAGAGCCAACGAAAACCAACGGAAAAGCUUUGGACAUUGGUUGUGCUGUCGGAGGAUCGUCCUUUCAGCUUGCUAAAACUUUCGACCACGUGGAUGCCUUUGAUUACAGCCACGCAUUUGUCCAAAUGGCGCAACGAAUGCAGGGUGAAGAAUCUAUCACUUUUAAAGUUCCCAUCGAAUCGGAUAUUCACGAGACUGUCCAAAGCGUUCAUGAAGAAGGAAUCACUGCCAAAAUAAGGUCCAAAGUACAAUUUUUCCAAGGGGAUGCCUGCCAAAUACCCGAAAUGGUGCAAGAUGGAAAGCUGACAACAUAUGAUGGUGUCAUCAUGUCGAAUCUACUAUGUCGUCUCAAGGAUCCCAUGGCAUGCCUUCGCGGAAUUGCAUCUAUUGUCAAUCGUGGUGGAGUCGUCGUGAUUGUAACGCCCUUUAGUUGGUUGACGGAGUUCACAUCUCGCGAGAACUGGUUGGGCGGGUACUAUCAUCAAGAAGAAGGAACUACUGAGAAGCCCGUUCAAUCGAAGGAUGUCCUGACAAAGGUCAUGGAAGCGGAAGGCUUUGAAAAAGUCCAUGACGAAGAAAUGCCAUUGAUCAUACGAGAGCAUCAGAGAAAAUAUCAAUACAUCGUUAGUCAAGCCACAGGAUGGCGAAAAAAGUGA
Molecule: messenger RNA, 828 nt
Organism: Cylindrotheca closterium
Lineage: Eukaryota; Bacillariophyta; Bacillariophyceae; Bacillariales; Bacillariaceae
Source: the annotation of a GenBank genome assembly